ACUUAAGCCUCCCCAGCGCCAUCGAAACUUCUCGAGAAAAUCUGACAUUAACUCACAUCGUUUUACUUUUGAAUCGACGAUGCUGAGCUAGACAGGUAUUGACUGUCUACCCUGAGAAGUCAUAGAGUUAUGUUGGUCCAGUCCAUUGGAGUCUCCAGAGCAGUAGCUAAUAGCAUGCUCUCUGAAGUUGUGAUUGUGCAGCAGCCUGUGUCUGUGUGUGUGCCACCCAAUUAUGCGGCUCUCCUGAGCGUUCAAGCAACAGGCCCUGGUCCUUUGAAGUACCAGUGGUUCAACGGGGCACAAGAGGAGGUUGCUGAUGGGACGAGACCUGAACUCACUGUUAGAACCCAGAAUUCCCAGACUUUCAUCUGCCGAGUGAGUGACCAGUACCAAAACUGGGUCUUCAGCAAAUGGGUCAAAGUGAAAGUCAUAUCUGCUGCUGGACAAGGUGUCUGUGGAACAUGGAGUGGGGAGCCCCAUAUUGUAGUCCACCCUGUAUCGCAGACUGUUCGGCAGGGGGACAGGUUAGUCCUGAGGUGCUCAGCAUUUGGUAUGCCUGCCCCACAGUACCAGUGGUACAGAAAUGGCCAAAUCUUACAACAAGAGACCUCAGACUCAGUUGAGAUAAAAAACGUGAACGCUGACAAUGCUGGAUCAUAUCUCUGUGCCGUGUCUAACAAACUGGAGGAGAGGUGGUCGGAGGCAGCGGACAUAGAGAUUGUUCCCCCUGCUCAAUCUCUGGCAGCACCUCUCAUGGCUUCUGAUAAGGUGGCUCUGCUCAUUGGCAAUCUCAAUUAUGCCCAACAUCCUGGUCUCAUGGCCCCCACCAUGGACGUCCACCAGCUUUCGAACCUGUUGCAGCAGCUGGGUUUCCGAGUGGUCUCUUUGCUGGACCUGACCCUUGAUGAGAUGCAUGCUGCCAUUGACAAGUUCUUACAACUUCUAGACAGAGGAGUGUAUGCUGUGUUCUAUUAUGCUGGGCAUGGAUAUGAACAUGCAGGCCGGAAUUACUUGGUGGCAGUCGAUGCUCCAAGACCCUACUGUAAGGAAAACUGUGUGUGUGUGCAGCGAGUAAUGCGUAAAAUGCAAGAAAGACAAGCCACGCUUAAUGUUAUUCUACUAGACACCUGCAGAAAAUGGUACCAUCAAAACUCUCCCCCUUCUGUGAUAACACCUGUUGCUCCUUUGGGUAACACCGUAUACGGAUAUGCAACGAGUGAAGAUGCUGAAGCUUUUGAAGUGCAAGAUGGUGGAAAAAGCACAGGGAUCUUCACCAAGUACCUGAACACACACAUAUUGGAGCCUAAAAAAGUCACCCACGUCUUGGAGCAGGUGUCUGAGGAUCUGGGAAAGGAUCUGAUGGUGUGUGGGAGGCAGGUGGUGGAGAUCAAACAUACACUGAAGGAGCCCAGGUCCCUAGCUGACCCCGUCAGGACUGUGGGACACACGCAAGAGCUGCGAAUACGCGAUGCCUGCUGGAAACAGGCGAAUGUUUUGCCUGGUCGGAAGCUGGUCGAAUUUUCAUGUGGUGCUCAAGUGGAGCUGAGCUUCUCUGCCUUGUUUUCCAACGUCAUGGUGGUGUUUGGCAAGGUGAAAAGCAUGGGACCUGUAGCCGUGGACUGCACCGUGUGUCUGAGGAGCACACCUGUCCUAGAGGACAUUUUCUCGCGUGCGGACAUUUCAGAUGAAAUGGACUCGUUGUUGUUAAACAAAUCUGCUAAUCCUGAUUGCAGUCUUAGGCUGUGUUGCCUGCAGAAACUGAACAAAUCGUUGGUGAUUAAAGUGGACCUUCACUAUACCCACAAGGACACCAGGUUACGUGUGGUAGAAUCGAAGGAACUGGAUAUAGGCAAGCCUCUGGUGGCCUCCUGCAAGUUCGGCCAGAGGAAGAAGCAGGUGGACGGGAUACGGUGGCCUCGUCACCAGACAGCGGACCAAAUUUCUCAUUACAAACAACAACCCUUCCAACAGCCACAUGGCCAACCAUGUCGACCCUCCACCAGAAAAGCAGAUAACGUCUGGGAGAGCGUGCCCAAGGCUGCUUCUGUAAGCAGCAACGAACCUGAAGAGAAUGAUGAGAACGAGUCUCUCGAUUUCACUCUGUGACGUUCCGUACAUCUCACGGGAAAGAGCAUCACUUGACUGAUGCAUCAAAUGAUUACAAUAAUCCGUAAUGCUAGACUCACGCACUGUUGUUGAGCUCUGUCUUUAAGUAUGAAUUGUUUUAAAUGAUCAAUGACGUGCAAUGACCGAAUCAAAACGACGUUUUUGUGCGCACCUCAUAAAUGUGGUGGGAUUAUGAAUCCCUACAGUAACCCUAACAGUUUCAAAGGAAAAUCAGUUCUCAUUUCUGAAAAGAAAACUCAAUAGCCUAUUUCAUGACAACAGGUCACUAAAACACGAACCAGGCAUUAUUUAUUCUGAAUCGCUUUUGUACAAUUAUUCGUAAUUUAUCAUGUUUUAACCUACUUGGUGUAAAUGUAAAUUUUUGGUCUAAUGCUACACUUUAACACACUUUAAUAAAUUAACUGUAUAUUUUGACUUACGUGAGCGA
Messenger RNA from Chanos chanos (milkfish), 2554 nucleotides. RefSeq names its product MALT paracaspase 3 (gene malt3). Gene Ontology annotation, molecular function: cysteine-type endopeptidase activity. NCBI's taxonomy places the organism in Eukaryota, Metazoa, Chordata, Actinopteri, Gonorynchiformes, Chanidae. The record is from RefSeq and is a predicted model, not a curated record. The transcript has 15 exons. The coding region runs from base 130 to 2106 and encodes 658 amino acids. Gene Ontology annotation, biological process: proteolysis.